Myxocyprinus asiaticus (Chinese sucker) is the source of this 2038-nucleotide messenger RNA. Its product is annotated as cytoplasmic dynein 2 light intermediate chain 1-like. The record is from RefSeq and is a predicted model, not a curated record. The coding region runs from base 1 to 1572 and encodes 523 amino acids. Gene Ontology annotation, molecular function: dynein heavy chain binding. Lineage: Eukaryota; Metazoa; Chordata; Actinopteri; Cypriniformes; Catostomidae. Gene Ontology annotation, biological process: intraciliary transport involved in cilium assembly; intraciliary retrograde transport. Gene Ontology annotation, cellular component: cytoplasmic dynein complex; ciliary basal body; axoneme. The transcript has 16 exons.
AUGAGCCAAGGAGAGCUGGUGUUUUGUGGACAGUCUGAAGACAUGGUGGAUUUCUUCAGCAGCUGUGAAUAUGAGUGUCCCGAGUACUGCAACCCCUUUGAUAUUUAUGUGGAUCUGACCUCAGUGCACACACGCUGCAGUGAGAGGGAAGCUGCCACCUACAGCCGCAUGUAUGACAUCACAUCAGCCUAUCGGAACUCAGAGAUUUAUAAAGGCAUGCUGGGACGGAUCGAGCAGAGCUGCCAGAGACCAGAAAAACCCAUGAUCCCUUUCAAAAGUCCCCCAGUUGCCUGUCCAAACUCAAUGUCCUCCUCAGUUCCUGCUUUAAGGGCCAUUGCUGAUCAGGAGAGUAAAGAUGGCUUGUACCAGAAAUGGCAGAUGUUUGUGGCCUACAUCAUUCAUAUCCUCCCCCUUCAGUAUAAUCAGUGUAUUUAUCUUCACCUCUUUCCUAUACUGUCAUACAAUAACGAUACUAAAACAGUUAUAAUUCCUAAAAUAAACGCGGAUACAUUGUGGGAUGUGGCUGCAGCAGAAGUGCGCAACAGGGAGAACAGGACAGGUGAAGAGGAUGCUGAGGAAAAUGUACACUUCUCAACCGAGAGAACCGUUUUCUUUAUGGGCAGUAAAGCAGGGGGUAAAACAGCAAUAUUACUGCGAUUUCUUGACAGAGAUGAAGCACCUAAACCUACACUGGCCUUGGAGUACACUUUUUGUAGAAGGGCAAGAGGGCAUAAUACAUCUAAAGACAUAGCUCAUCUGUGGGAACUGGGAGGUGGCAUUUCCUUAUCAGAUCUAGUUCAGAUUCCCAUCACAGCUGACAAUAUCAGUGCAUUGUGUGUGGUUCUUGUUCUGGAUCUGUCCAAACCCAAUGCUCUGUGGGAGACCAUGGAAAGGCUGCUCGAGUCAGCUCGAAGCCAGGUGGAAAAAGUGUGUGCCUUACUCCAAAAGACAAGAGAAUCCAGAUCUGGCAAACAACAGAACCAGAACAGAGUCCCACAAGUCCUCCACAAGGAUUAUCUGGACAGAGAGCUCAUAAACCCUUUCCCUGUUCCUCUUCUCAUAAUUGGUAGCAAGUUUGACAUCUUUCAGGACUUUGAUUCAGAGAAGAGAAAGGGGAUCUGUAAGACUCUACGCUUUGUAGCCCACUUCUUUGGAGCAUCAUUAAUUUUCACCAGCAGUAAGUCAGAAACCACAAUGUCUAAAGCCAGGAGUUUUGUCAAUAAGCUGGCGUUUGGGACUGAAAAACCAAAGUCAGUUUCUACAGACCACAGCAAACCUCUGGUUAUUCCAGCGGGCCAAGACUCCCUCAGUCAGAUUGGUCCACCCAUGACCUCUGAUGUUGAUAUUGGAGCCCUACAUGCCAAAAACCCCUUAGAACUUUGGAAAAAGUUUUUUGAAAGGGUUUUCCCACCAGAGAACAUCAAGGAACGGAAAGAGCUGAAAGAUCCUGCCAAAGACCCCCAGUACAACGAGCCCCUAAUAGACUCCAUGAGGGGACAGAAAGACCAGGAGCUGGAGCAGUACAAGAGAGAGCAGGCGAAGUCCUGGAAGAAUUUGGCUCUGGACCCAUAAAUUUAAGUAUUACAUCUAAGCACGGUACCACAUGGACUUAGAUGUAAUGUUUGAUGUAAGGUAUGUACAAUACUAUUUAGCUACAUUAUUCACUUUCAUUAUGUACAAUAAAGGAUGAUGAGUUUUAGCUAUAAUCUAUUUAUUUUGUGUAAUGGCACUGUUUCACCUUUGUAAUUAAAUUUUUUUAUCUACAUUUUGUUAGAAAUUAUAAUUUGGACCAUGUAUUUUGAAAAUGAAUUACUAAAUGUAUACAGUGCAUUUUGCUGCUUCAGUGUUCAAGGAUUUCUCUUUAAAGCACCCUUAAUGAAUAAUACCAAAGACACAAAACACAGGUCUAGUUCCAAAUUAAACAAAAACGUUUAUUUAGUAUGUUGUCCCCCCCUUACUGAGAAUAUGCAAAAAUAUAAAAAAGAAAAAAAGUGCCAUAACAAUUAAAUGUAUCGAAAUAAAGAAAAAUAAAUAAACA